This is a messenger RNA of Thlaspi arvense, 2653 nucleotides long. NCBI's taxonomy places the organism in Eukaryota, Viridiplantae, Streptophyta, Magnoliopsida, Brassicales, Brassicaceae. The record is from the annotation of a GenBank genome assembly.
CGAGAUCAGAACAAAAUAGAUAAGCAAAGCCGAAGCAUUAAAUCACACAUUUACCUUUUUGCCUUCUUAUAUUUUCUCGAGAGGAGAAAAAAAAACGAAAACUUUGCGCCGCAGGAUUCGAGGAAGAAGGUGUUUCUGGAUUCGCUGCUCGAACUGAAAAAGUACCCGCUUUUCCUUUUUCUUCAGGUUGUGUUGAGAGAACGAGAAGACUCUUCGGGUUCAAUGGGAAAUUUUGUGGCGACUGGUUCAAGGGUUUCUGAAAACGAAGAUGGAGCUGUUUUAGGUCAUAUGAAUUCUGAUGAUAAUUUUAAGGGGAACGAUGUUAAGAUGGAGAGUGUUAACGACGCUGGACCAAUCGAUGAUUAUGUGAUGAGUGAAGCUUCUUCGUUGCUGAACACCAAGCAAGAUUCCAGAGCUAAUUUUGAAGAAGAGGAGGAGAUCAAUGACGACGAUGAAGAUGAAGAAGAUGAAGAGGAUGAAGAGGAUGAAGAAGAAGAGAAUGGGUUCCUUGUGGGAGAUAUUGUGUGGGUAGAAGAAGUCAAUAGUCAUCAAUGGUGGCCUGGGAAGAUUUACGAUUCUUCAGAUGCUUCAGACUUGGCUUUGAAGCAAAUGCAGAAGGGUAAAUUACUUGUGGCAUAUUUUUGGAAUCAGAGGUUUGCUUGGUGCAGUCCAUCGCAGUUGCAACCGUUUCUGGAGAAUUUCAGAGAGUUUUCGAAGACGAGCGGUUCCAGAAGCUUUCUCAGUGCUGUGGAAGAAGCUGUGGGAGAGAUUGGUGAACAUGUUGAGCAUCUGUUGGUUCGUGAUGAAGCGCCUCUGGUUAGUCGUGUAGCAGUGAAUUCUGGUAUAAAGGAAGGAGUUCUUGUGCCUGAUGUUAGAAGAGAGAUCAUAUCGUCUUUGGUUCUUGAAAGACCUGGAAAAAUUCUUGAAGAUGUCCAGAGCCUUGCGAAAGCGGUUAGUUUUAGUGAUUUGCUAGAGAUUGAGGUUUUGAAGAGGAAAGUAUACGCCUUUUACCGGUCUAAAGGAAGGUUUGAUUCAGCUAGAUGUGAUGAGGAUGGAUAUAUAAUAGGACUUGAAGACAAAGAGGAUGCAAAUGAGUUGGAUUUUGACAACUCUUCUUGGCAGAGAUCAUUAAGAAAAUGCUCUGGGCCUGCUAGUAAAAAGAGGAAACAUGGUGAUGAAGUUGAUCUUGCUGAUGCAGCAACCACUGGUUCUACUACUUUGAGGAGAAGACUUGGUGAGGUUUGUAAGAUUAAGGACACUGAUCUGAAGCAAGUGGAAGAUAUUAGUAGUAAUGGGAAAAGCUUUUCGUCGAAGAAGAGGAAGAACAAAAGGGAUUUGGAGGAUGAUAAUGAUGAUGACGACGAGAUUGAGAAAAGAGAAGAAUCAAACGACUCAAACCACUUAGACGACAGUGAGAAGAAACAGGAUUCGGGUCUUGAAAUGACUGUUGAUUUAUCAACUCCAUUGGCCUCACUCUGCAAAAGGCCCAGGUUUGAUGUUUCUUCAAGUGCUGAAAUGAACAAUGGAAGUGGCGAGACUAUAGUGCAAACAGGUAAAAGAGAGAGGAAGAAAAGCAAGUAUCUUUCUCCAGAAUAUAUGACGGAUUUUUGCUGGAGAGCGAGAAAGAUCAAAAUAGAAUCUGAAUCAAGUCAGAUCCGAGUAGCAGUGAGAAUGACGAAGAGCGCUGCUGGAAAAGCCAUUGACUUUGAGAGCUUGGGAGCUUCACCAGAGGAAAUACUGAAUCUACUCCAUGAGGCGGCUCUUGGUACACAAUAUUCAAAAGACUGUAGUAGCUCGUGUGACAAGAUAAGAGAGUUUGUGUCCAUUUAUCGAAGCUUUACGUAUCACGAUGGAGCCAAUAACAAGAAGGUUCACAGUAGAGACAUUUCAGAUGAAGAUAAGAAGCCUGAAGUGAAGCGGGAAGUAGUAGAUGAGAAAGAGCAAACCAGAAAUGAGCCGAACAAGAGAGAAGUUGAGAAGCAGCAAUUUUCAGGUGUUGAGCUAUUUAUCAAGGCUGGUUCUACUCUGCCUUCAAAAGAUGAUUUGAUCAGAACAUACCAAAAGUUUGGAGCUUUGGACAUUGAGAGAAGCUUUGUGUUGGACGAUGAUAACUCCUCCGCACUUGUCUCCUUCUUGAAUGUAUCUGAUGGAGAAGAAGCAUUUUACAAGUCACUUGAGAAAUGCCCAUUCGCUGCUACUACUUCCACCGUUACAUUCAAGCUCAAGUACCCUUCUUCUGAUUCACUUGAAAACCUAAAUGAGAAGAAGGAAGGUGAAAGCAGAAAGGGCGUGAUGGAAAUCGAGUGUUUGAGAAAGAAGCUUGAUGAGAUGAGAGCAUUGCUGGAUCAAUCAGAGGGAGAGAUUACGGAAGAAUUGAAGAUGAAACUUGAAGAAGGAUCAAGAAACUUGCUGGACAAGAUAAGCAAGAUCAUUGUUCGUUCCUGUUAAAGUCUGUGUAUUAGUUGAAGAAGACACACUAGCUUAGCUUUUAGGAGACGAGAGGUUUGAAAGACUUAUUAUUUAUACACAACAAAAAAUCAAUUAAAAACUGUUUGUUAUGUGAUUCCACUUCAGGCCCAAUGGGCCCUUCGAUCUUAAUCUUGUAAUGACCAACGAUACAGAGCUCUGCAAGUAAAGCAACCUAACACCGUAA